Messenger RNA from Prorocentrum cordatum, 709 nucleotides. NCBI's taxonomy places the organism in Eukaryota, Dinophyceae, Prorocentrales, Prorocentraceae. The record is from the annotation of a GenBank genome assembly.
AGCCGUCUUGGCCCAGGCCGCCACGCGGCAGGGUCCGAGACCUGGAGGGGCGAGUUUUUUUUUUGCUGCUGUGGUGGUGGCCGCGCCUCUUCCUCGGCGAGUCCCCGCAGCCAUGCAGGUCUGUUCUGUGCACGGCAAGCGGCGGCGCGUGGACUGCCUUGCGGAGGACGGGGCGGGCGGCCUCUGCUGCAUCCCCGGCGAGGAGUGCAAGCAGGGCGGUGAGGGCGGCGCCAGCGGGGCGUGCAAGUGGUGCGAGCUGGGCGAGUGCUGGACCCACGGGCAGAUGCCGAAGCCUGGUAAGGACGACGCGUCGCCGAAGGAGACGUGCUCCGUGCACGGUAAGCAGAGGAGCGCCGACUGCCUGGAGCCCGACGGCGCGGGCGGCUUCCGGUGCAUGGGGGGCGCCGAGUGCAAGAUGACUGGCGACUGGUCGGGCGGCGGAGGCAAGGGGAAGGGCAAGUGGGACUACAUGUCGUGCGGCAAGGGCCAGUGGGACAUGUGGAUCGCCAUGAUGAAGGGCAAGGGCGGCUGCAAGGGCGGCGGCAAGGCGUGCGGCAAGGCCGGCGGCAAGCCUGGCUGCAAGUGGUGCGAGCAGGGCGAGUGCUGGACCCACGGCGGCAAGGGCGCGGGCAAGUUCUCUCCCUUCUGAGCGCCCCUCUACCCCUACAGCCUCACCCGGUCUCCCCCUCCGCUUUCGGUCGUCGUCGUC